UCAACCCGGCCACAUGUCCCGAAUGUAGCCCAGUUUUCCAUGUCGCAAUGGUUUCGGAGUAUUGAGGUUUCCAUCCGCCUCCACCACAUCCUGGAUGUUUCGCUUCAGGCUCGUUUCUUUACUACACAUCGCUGGAGCUUUCGCACCAAACUAAGUUUGACUCUCUGAGGUUUCCGUCCAUUCUCCCAUCGUGCCAUGCGCCGCUGCUAGGCAACCGUGUGGCCUGGUGCCUUGCUUGGAAAGGGUAGGCGUAGACUGAGCCCGGCGAGGCGGGACUCGGACUGACGAGUGGGCGGGGCCUCACCAGAAGAGGUGGGCGGGGCCGCAGCUUCGGAGCGCUUUCGCGCAAUCUCAGCAUUGUCUCUAGAGGCUCGGAACACAACCCUUUGGAAUCUUUGAUCCCGCGAAAUCGCGGACUACUGGCAUUUGAGUGCUCCCCACACUUUUUUUGGCUCAGAACUCAGUGUAGAUUUUUCAUUCAAUUCUGCUGCACUGAUUGAUGCAGUAGGAUUGUCUCUCUUUAAUCUUACUCCCUUCACAACUUGGUGAUAAUUGUAUUAAGGAUAAGUGUUAUCUAAAAUUUCGUUUAAAAAAUGUCAUUACUUUACUAGGACUGCAGUAACGAGGGUGAUAUCAAAAGACGCCUGAUGAGACUUCGGAGCUCAGCUUGGACUGGUUCGGUACUGAAAGGGCAAGAAACAUUUGAUUCUAUUAAUGUGGAGGACGAGUCCCAGUGGGACGAAGCCGUCUGUACCUUGUCAGGUUGUCAGCACCCACAGUGCUGGGCAUCUCUCCGACGGAUUGAGAGGGGCCAUCCUAGGAUCCUGGACACAUCCCCCAAAUCUCCCCGGGAAACUGAAGAUAAACUCCCGACACUCACCGUUAUAAAUAUCUCGGAUACCUGUUUGUGGACCCAGAAGACGGUGGUUCAUCGACAACCAUCAGAAUUUACCUUCCCCAAGGAUCGUUCCUCAUUAUCAAAACCAGCCUCCAAACGUCAGAGCAGGUCUCGGAAAGCUUUGCGUGACAAAGAUGUGACAAGCCGUUCUCCUAGACCUCCCAAACUCUCAGUGUUGAAUCUGAAUGAAGCAAAACUUCCUUUCUCUGAAGAUGUCAGAAGCAUGGUUGUAACCUGGGUUCCAGAAGAAACGGAGAAGAGCGUGAGACCAGCUCAAAAGACUGAUGUUUCCAGCCGGCCUGGGAAGAAGAGGAGAAAGAAACUGGGAGAGAAAAGCAAGCCAUCUCUGUAUUACCCUGGAAGGCAGUACUCCAGAAGUCCAGCGGCAAUUGUGCCUCCCCCAUCCCCAGUACAACUGUUGGAGCAAUUGAGUUCUGAAGCAAUACCACUAUGGGCCCAGGUGGACAUGCUUCCUCAGGACCUACUGAAGGAGUGCAUCUUGGCACAUGAGAGAUCAGUUUGCCCUGAGGUGAAGAUCGAGUUGUCCAAGAUUAGAAAGAGUCUUCCCCUGGAAAAGAGCCGACCUGAAAGUGCUAUCUCAUCUAAGAUGUUUCUGACUAUCCAGCGCCUCACCCUGCAAAGACCAUCACUGCGGUAUCCUGACCGUCUGAGGAAGCUGCGCCGCAACCUGAGGCGAGGCGAGGGCCCCGCUGGGCUUGGGUCUUCAGAUUUCUUGAUGCAGCAGGGGAAGGCAAAAACCUCUCUUCAGAAACAGGAGGCUAAGAAGAAAGGCAAGAGAAAUGUGGCAGGCCGGUAUGGGGAAGAAACCAUGCCAAGCCAUUUCUUCCAGGGUGAUGUAAGACUCAGAAUAGCAGAACAGGAAAAUGAACAAAAGCUGUUGGAAGAGGAGGAAAUGGAGAAAACAUCCACAGAGAGACGUAUUUCCUUAGAAGAGGCGUAUGAUUUUGGCAGCUACUACACAGACUACUACACCAGUCCGGAGGGUCCCGAACUAUAUGAAACAAUUUACCAGGACCUUGAUGAGGAGGAGGGAUUCGAGGCUUCCAGCGAAAACAAUAGCCCCAAGAACCUUUAUGAAACUGUGGACACUGCCGGCUGGAACCCUGACCUCAAAUUGCUGAGGAUUCUUCAGGCCACUGAGGAGGAAGAAGAGGAAAGCCAUUAUUCUAGGGCACAGAGUGAGGCUUAGCUCAAAUCAUCACUUGGGGCAGCCUGAGCCAGAAGAGUUCUUGGUAUUCUGAGGACAACAACCUCGGACACAGGGAAGAAGAGAGAGAACGUUGUUCUUUGGAUCCUCCAGUAGGACAAGGCCCUAGACACCCUGCAUUCUUCAUUUACUUCUUAACCUCCAACAUAAGUGAGAAAAAGCCCUAAUCCCAUGGAAUAUAGGCAGCUUUUCCACCAUUAAACACAACCCCUUCCAGCAAA
Messenger RNA from Apodemus sylvaticus (European woodmouse), 2347 nucleotides. It is a transcript of the gene C3H9orf43, whose product is annotated as chromosome 3 C9orf43 homolog. The coding region runs from base 648 to 2108 and encodes 486 amino acids. The transcript has 14 exons. NCBI's taxonomy places the organism in Eukaryota, Metazoa, Chordata, Mammalia, Rodentia, Muridae. The record is from RefSeq and is a predicted model, not a curated record.